UCAUUCAUGACCACGGUUUCUGGGAUUUUUUUUUUUUUUCAUUUUGGAAAUUUUGUUGAUUUCCGUUUAACUUCGAAGACCACUGGAGUCAACAGAUCAGAGUUGUAGAUUUGCAGUUUGGCCUAGAGAGAGAAAUCUUACGAUCUUAGAGAGAGAAGGAAAGAUGGCGGAGACUGUGCAUUCUCCGAUCGUGACUUACGCAUCGAUGCUAUCGCUUCUCGCCUUCUGUCCCCCUUUCGUCAUCCUCCUAUGGUACACAAUGGUUCAUCAAAAUGGAUCUGUUGCCCAAACCUGGAACUUCUUGUGUCAGAAUGGACUCCAGGGACUGAUCAGGAUAUGGCCAAGACCCACUAUUGUCGCUUGGAAAAUAAUAUUUUGCUAUGGAGCAUUUGAGGCUGCUCUUCAGCUGCUUCUACCAGGAAAAAGAGUUGAGGGUCCAAUUUCUCCUGCAGGAAAUAGACCUGUGUACAAGGCAAACGGUGUGCAAGCUUAUGCUGUGACACUAGCUACCUAUCUCGGCCUAUGGUGGUUUGGGAUAUUCAACCCUGCAAUUGUCUAUGAUCAUUUGGGAGAAAUAUUUUCAGCACUAAUUUUCGGAAGCUUCAUAUUUUGUAUUUUCUUAUACAUAAAAGGCCAAAUUGCACCUUCGUCCAGUGAUUCUGGCUCAUGUGGUAACAUAAUAAUUGACUUUUACUGGGGCAUGGAGUUGUACCCUCGAAUUGGGAAGAACUUCGACAUCAAGGUUUUUACCAAUUGCAGAUUCGGGAUGAUGUCUUGGGCGGUUCUUGCUGUCACCUACUGCAUAAAACAGUUUGAACUAUAUGGGAGAGUAUCGGAUUCAAUGCUGGUGAACACCAUAUUGAUGCUGGUGUAUGUUACAAAAUUUUUCUGGUGGGAAGCUGGUUAUUGGAACACAAUGGACAUUGCACAUGAUCGAGCUGGCUUCUACAUCUGCUGGGGUUGUCUGGUGUGGGUCCCCUCUGUGUACACCUCGCCGGGCAUGUACCUUGUGAACCACCCUGUGGAACUUGGAGCUCAGUUGGCAAUUUAUAUUCUGGUGGCGGGCAUCCUAUGCAUUUACGUAAACUAUGACUGCGAUAGACAAAGGCAGGAGUUCCGGAGGACAAAUGGGAAAUGUCUUGUUUGGGGCAGACCCCCGACAAAGAUAGUGGCAACAUACACUACAACGUCGGGUGAAACUAAAACCAGUCUUCUUCUAACCUCUGGAUGGUGGGGAUUGUCUCGCCACUUCCAUUACGUACCCGAGAUUCUAAGCGCCUUCUUCUGGACAGUUCCCGCCCUCUUCAAUCACUUCUUGCCGUAUUUCUACGUCAUAUUUCUGACGAUUCUUCUUGUCGACCGGGCCAAGAGAGAUGACGACCGAUGCCGAUCCAAGUACGGCAAGUAUUGGAAGCUGUACUGCGAGAAAGUCCGUUCCAGGAUUCUUCCAGGAAUCUAUUGAUAAAACCCGUUCUGAGAUUUCUUCUUCAUUGUCUGGGAUAAUUAUGCGGACAGUUUUUUCUUGGGCUAAAAUGGAUAGAUAACUGAUCUUCACUUGUUUGGUAAAAUAUUUCAGAUUUUUCCUUUUUUUCUUCUCAAAAUUCUAUUUAUUAAUCGCUGGUCAAUUUUGUUUA
Molecule: messenger RNA, 1634 nt
Organism: Tarenaya hassleriana
Lineage: Eukaryota; Viridiplantae; Streptophyta; Magnoliopsida; Brassicales; Cleomaceae
Product: 7-dehydrocholesterol reductase
Exons: 13
Coding region: 164-1462 (432 amino acids)
Biological process (GO): brassinosteroid biosynthetic process; sterol biosynthetic process
Cellular component (GO): endoplasmic reticulum membrane
Molecular function (GO): oxidoreductase activity, acting on the CH-CH group of donors, NAD or NADP as acceptor
Source: RefSeq, a predicted model, not a curated record